Molecule: messenger RNA, 487 nt
Organism: Jaculus jaculus (lesser Egyptian jerboa)
Lineage: Eukaryota; Metazoa; Chordata; Mammalia; Rodentia; Dipodidae
Gene: S100a6
Product: S100 calcium binding protein A6
Exons: 3
Coding region: 126-395 (89 amino acids)
Cellular component (GO): cytoplasm; nucleus; perinuclear region of cytoplasm
Molecular function (GO): S100 protein binding; calcium ion binding
Source: RefSeq, a predicted model, not a curated record
GCCGCUCCCCGCCGCUUCCUCGUCCCGCUAUAAGGGCCAGCGGUCAGCAGGCCUGCGACACUGCCCGUCCUCGCCGGACCGCCCCCUCCCGCUGGCUGGCUGCGAGCUCCUGGCCCGUCUCAGACAUGGCGUGCCCCCUGGACCAGGCCAUCACUCUCCUGGUGGCCAUCUUCCACAAGUACUCUGGCAAGGAGGGCGACAAGAACACCCUGAGCAAGAAGGAGCUGAAGGAGCUAGUUCAAAAGGAGCUCACCAUCGGCUCUAAGCUGCAGGAUGCUGAAAUCACACGCCUGAUGGAGGAUCUGGACAGGAAUAAGGACCAGGAAGUGAACUUCCAGGAGUACGUCACCUUCCUGGGAGCCUUGACUUUGAUCUACAAUGAAGCUCUCAAAUAAAACGGGAAGGCAGAGAUGCCCAUUGGGGACUUGUCUCAGUCACAUCCAGUGGUGGGUAGCUGUAUAAUAAAAAAAAUUUUUUUUUGGUCAAA